Trichomonas vaginalis G3 is the source of this 585-nucleotide messenger RNA. RefSeq lists its product as uncharacterized. NCBI's taxonomy places the organism in Eukaryota, Parabasalia, Trichomonadida, Trichomonadidae. The record is from RefSeq and is a predicted model, not a curated record. The transcript has a single exon. Bases 1 to 585 code for a protein of 194 amino acids.
AUGUUUCGCCGUACAAACAGAGCACAGCCACUUAAGGUUCAAGCAACAGUCAAAUACAUCAAGGAAGGAGAAAAUGUUGAUGUAGCAAACGCAAUUCUCUCAGUUGAAAACUCAUCAGUCAAAACUCCGAAAGUUAACAGAAAAAGAGCUUCAACAAUGAGUAGCCAAAGACGUUCCCAGUCAAUUGAAAGGAUCUUCAAGAAAGAAAAGAAAGAUGAACUUAAGCAACAACUCGAAGAUUUACGCCACAAAGAGAAACUUCUUAUAAUACAGAAUGCUCCACUUCCACCACCACCUCCACCACCACCAGCUAAGCUCUUUGUUAAGAAACCAUGCGCAAAUAAAGUCAUCGGAAACGUCCGCCCAGAAGGACCAGAAAAGUUGAAGAUCAGUCAAGAAGACAUUAUUGCCAUUAAGACAGGCCUUAAGAAAGUUGAAAAAGAAAAGGAACAAAAAUCAGAGGAGAAAAAGGAAAACGGAUUAUUUAACGAAAUACAAUCUAAGCUGACCCUAAUGCGUUCUCGUGUUGCCUUAUCAGAGUCUGAUGAGUCAGAUGGAGAAUCAGAAUCCUCUGAAGAAUUUUAA